Messenger RNA from Beta vulgaris subsp. vulgaris (sugar beet), 1467 nucleotides. RefSeq names its product tetrapyrrole-binding protein, chloroplastic. The record is from RefSeq and is a predicted model, not a curated record. Bases 433 to 1278 code for a protein of 281 amino acids. Gene Ontology annotation, cellular component: chloroplast. Gene Ontology annotation, molecular function: tetrapyrrole binding. The transcript has a single exon. NCBI's taxonomy places the organism in Eukaryota, Viridiplantae, Streptophyta, Magnoliopsida, Caryophyllales, Amaranthaceae. Gene Ontology annotation, biological process: chloroplast-nucleus signaling pathway.
AAAGUUGCAUGCUGUACACUUUUCAUACCUCAAAUUGCCUGAUUUUUAGCACUUCACUUGUCGUUAUCCUCAUUAUUGCAUAUCACUCUACAACAACACACAACCUCACAAUUUUUCUUUCCCUCUAAAACAAAAAAAAAAACUUCAGCAUGGCAAAAUUAAAGCAAAUGAGUAAAUGAUAAAGUGAGAAAAAAUCCCACCCUCACCCUCAUCUAACCAAUCAAAAUCACUCUUUCUAUCUUCUUGGAUCACCUUCCCAUAUUUCCACCUUGUCCUCAUCUUAUUCCUUUCUUUUAUCACUCCCUACCUAAGUUAGUUAGUCCCCACAUCAAAAAAACACACACACUUCCCUCCACUAAACUUAAAAACUUUCCCUCUUUUCCUUAACUACUUGUCACAUUUCUCACCACCACAAUUCUUUCUCUUCUUACCAUGGCCACCAUCCACCACCAUCAUUACCACCACUCUUCUCACUCCGCCGGGGCCAUUCGGCCUCGGCGACACUCCUUAGACUACUCCUCCCUCCCUUCCUCCACCAUUACAUCCUCCUCUCUUUCCUUAAAACACCCCACAUCCACCAUCUCCUUAUCCUCCCACAUGAUCACAUUUUCACUUUCCUCCACAGCAGCCGCUACAACAACUCCCAUCACUGCCCCAGACACCGCCUUCUCGCUAGAUAACCUCCAACGCCACCUCGCCUCAGGAAACUUUCGUUUAGCGGACGACGAAACCCGCCGUCUUAUCAUUGUCUUAGCUGGUGAAGCUGCCAUCAAAAGAGGCUAUGUUUUCUUCUCAGAAGUGCAGUUUAUACCUAAGGAUGAUCUCAUAGCCAUUGAUGAGCUUUGGAAGAAGUUUAGCAACAAUAAGUUUGGUUAUAGUGUUCAAAAGAAGAUAUGGUUGAAGGUUGAUAAGGACUUUACUAGGUUCUUUAUUAAGGUAGGGUGGAUGAAAAAGCUUGAUACUGAAGUUGAGCAGUAUAAUUAUAGGUCUUUUCCUAAUGAAUUUAUUUGGGAGCUUAAUGGUAAUAAUAGUAAUAACAAUGUUGAAGAAAAUAGUAGUAGUAAUAAUAUUCCUCCUGAAGGACAUUUGCCAUUGACAAAUGCUUUAAGAGGAACUCAACUUUUGAAUUGUAUUUUAUGUCAUCCUGCUUUUAAUGAAGAAGGGGAAGAAAGUGACAAAGGAGAAGAUGAACAAGUUCAGGUUGAUGAAAGUGAUAAGAAGAAAUCAAGGUUUGCUUCUUUAAGGGAUAGAUUAUUUAAGCCAAAUUAUAGUUUUUAAGUAGGAGGUAAUUAAAAGAAGAAGAAAAGAAAAAAUGAAGUUUGGGUUUUAUUUUUAUAUAGUAUAUGAUUAGCAAGUACUUGAUUAUAUUAUGAUGAUGAUUCUCCAUCUUUUGGCUUUUUGAUGGGUUUUGUUGAGUAUAAUAUGUAAAAUUCAAAUAUUUAAUUGAAAGUGUUGUAAAUUUGAGUA